Messenger RNA from Diabrotica balteata, 993 nucleotides. Lineage: Eukaryota; Metazoa; Arthropoda; Insecta; Coleoptera; Chrysomelidae. The record is from the annotation of a GenBank genome assembly.
CAUUCUUUUACUACAUUUUAAUUUGAUUAAUAAUUUUUUUAAAUUCAUUUGGUUAGCAAGAAACAUGAUCACCAUGAAAAAUUCCAUCUUUCUUUUGUUACUUUUUGUAGUUAGUAUUAAAGGUUCACCACUUUCAACCUAUGGAAUAUUUGGGGGCCAGGACGCAGUGGAAGGACAGUUUCCAUACCAGGUAUCUCUUCAGAUAGACAGCUGGCCUUUUGGCUACCAGCACUACUGUGGAGGUUCUAUCAUUUCUCCAAACUGGAUUGUUACUGCCGGGCAUUGCUGUUGGACUAUGUAUCCUAGCCUUCAUGUAGUCGCCGGGAUAUUGAAGGUGCAUGACCAAAACGAGUACACGCAAGUUAGAUUAGUUGAGGAGCGUUACAUACAUGAAAAUUAUACUUAUGGUGUGCAGCCAAACGAUAUCUGCGUAAUUAAGGUAAACGAAUCCUGGGUUUUUAAUGACAGAGUUAAACCAAUAGCUCUUCCUAUCCAGGAUUUUAAUGCCGUAGGAAAAGGAGUAUCGUCUGGUUGGGGGCAAUCGGCAGGAAAUUUAUUCCCACAGUUCCCUGAUACAUUACAAUGGCAAGAAUCAGAAAUUCCCGAUGAGGAAACUUGUUUAGAGUUAUGUAAUAAGGCCGAAAAACUCAACCCAUACAAUACCACAUCUAAUAUAUGUACAGCAAAUCCUGAGAAAAACCAUGGUACUUGUGAAGGAGACUCUGGUGGUCCUUUAGUUCUAGAUCAACAAUUGGUUGGAUUGGCAUCUUGGGUGUUUCUACCAUGUGGUAGGGAAGGUGCUCCGUCAGUAUUUACCAGGGUCAGUCAUUUUGUUGACUGGAUCAAGAAACACGACAAAGAGUUGUAACAACACUAUUUAAAUAAAUGUUAAAAUCGCUAUCAAAACUAUAAUUUUUGCUUUCUUUGUUUUUAGCCUUUGUAUGAUAUAAUGAUAUAGGAGUAUACUGAAAAUCUAAUUUAAAUAGAAAUGAA